Molecule: messenger RNA, 4510 nt
Organism: Eleginops maclovinus (Patagonian blennie)
Lineage: Eukaryota; Metazoa; Chordata; Actinopteri; Perciformes; Eleginopidae
Gene: kcnab1a
Product: potassium voltage-gated channel subfamily A regulatory beta subunit 1a
Exons: 14
Coding region: 1-1257 (418 amino acids)
Biological process (GO): negative regulation of delayed rectifier potassium channel activity; transmembrane transport; potassium ion transport
Cellular component (GO): voltage-gated potassium channel complex; cytoplasm; juxtaparanode region of axon
Molecular function (GO): voltage-gated potassium channel activity; transmembrane transporter binding; potassium channel regulator activity
Source: RefSeq, a predicted model, not a curated record
AUGCUAGCCGCCCGGAGCAGCGGAGGGGGUCUGGGCGGUGGACACCAGUCGCACCACCCGCACCGCAAACACUCGGUGGCCUCCCUCAGCGGGACCAAAGCCCACCGCAGCAAUUCCCAGGAGGCAAAGCGAGGCUCUUCGACCUCGAAGCAGGGGGCGCAGCAGAGGCACAAGGCGGCGAUGAUCCGGGAGAUGGAGACCAACUGGUACCUGAAGAUGUUUGGAUUGGGCAAAGAGGACACGGUCUCACAUCAGACUGGCAUGCCCUACAGGAACCUUGGGAAGUCAGGACUCAGAGUAUCUUGCUUAGGACUAGGUACAUGGGUGACGUUUGGGGGACAGAUCACAGACGAGGUUGCAGAGCAGCUGAUGACCAUCGCCUACGAGAGUGGAGUCAACCUGUUCGACACAGCUGAGGUGUACGCCGGCGGCAGGGCCGAAGUCAUACUAGGAAACAUCAUCAAGAAGAAAUGCUGGAGGCGAUCCAGCUUGGUCAUCACGACUAAACUUUACUGGGGAGGAAAAGCAGAGACGGAGAGAGGGCUGUCCAGGAAACACAUUAUUGAAGGUCUGAAGGGCUCUCUACAGAGGAUGCAGUUGGAGUAUGUGGAUGUAGUUUUCGCCAACCGGCCCGACAGCAAUACCCCCAUGGAGGAGAUUGUCCGGGCCAUGACUUACGUGAUCAACCAGGGCAUGGCGAUGUACUGGGGGACGUCUCGGUGGACGGCCAUGGAGAUCAUGGAGGCGUAUUCUGUGGCACGGCAGUUUAAUCUGAUCCCUCCGGUGUGUGAGCAGGCAGAGUAUCAUCUCUUCCAGAGGGAGAAGGUGGAAGUACAACUGCCUGAACUGUACCACAAGAUAGGAGUCGGGGCGAUGACGUGGUCCCCGCUGGCGUGUGGCAUCAUCACAGGAAAAUAUGAAAACGGCAUUCCUGAAUCUUCCAGGGCUUCCAUGAAGUCGUAUCAGUGGUUGAAGGAGAAAAUAGUGAGUGAAGAUGGAAGGAAGCAACAGGCCAAGCUGAAAGAGCUGAACCACAUCGCAGAGAAGAUGGUGUGCACGCUGCCUCAGCUGGCUGUGGCGUGGUGUCUAAGAAAUGAAGGAGUGAGCUCGGUUCUCCUGGGAACAUCCAACCCUGAGCAGCUCACUGAAAACCUCGGAGCCAUACAGGUCCUUCCUAAGAUGACAUCUCACGUGGUGUCAGAAAUCGACCACAUCCUGGGCAACAGGCCGUACAGUAAGAAGGAUUACCGCUCUUAGACCAGCCUCCCUUGAUCACCUAACUACGUCACCAUACUGCUACCAUGGACCCGCCGCUGUUCAAUGUUCACGGUUCUCUACUUUGGCCACGACUCGGCUCUAGCUCACUUCAGCCUGGAACAGAAAGCCUCGUCCCACUCAGAUCCCGGGUUCCUCUCAGGUCCAGCUGAGCCAAGAGACGCUUCACAACCUCAGCUUCUUUGCAGCCUCAAAACUCCCCCCAAAACCCCUUUCAGCGUCCGUCCAUUCAAAAAUAACUAUGCAGAGCUUAGUUUUACCCAUACUUAUUUAUUCCGAGCGUAUCCCUUCAGUUUAUUUAUUUAGAAAUGUAAUUAAAUACAUUUUCCAGCUCAAGUCACAAAGCAAGAACAGCUCUCAAUAACUUGUGGUAGACAUGUGCAGUUGGGAUUUCAACUGUAAAGUAUUACUAAUUGGGAUGUUGUCAGUAAAGUAUUGAAAAAGUAAGUAUUAAGUAAAAGUGCCUUGUUCAAGGGCACCUUGAUAGUAGUUGUUGUUAUGAUAUGCUGCUUCCCAUCCUCUCAAUUACUCAUCCUCUGUAAGUAAUUUAAUUUAAGCACAAAAUUCAUCCUGAAGAAACCGCUCUACCACAAGCUGAAAACAUCAAUAAAAGCACCUUUUAUUAAAUAUUAAAGGUAUCUUAGCAAAGUACACAUGAAGGAGCCUCAGUUGCAUGAACACCCCUAGAGUUAGACAGCGCUAUCAUUAAAUUGUUAUGCAGCGCAGCAGAAAAAUGACCAUGCGAGCUCAUUACUGUUCACCUCUCGUGUCAGAGGUGCACGCUCGUGUCGAGAGAUAAAAUGUUUUUCCCAGGAGCUUUAGCAAUGACAAUGCUCUUGACCUUUUUUGGAUGAGGCCUCGACAAAACAUUUCCCUAUUAGCUUGAAUUAGCUUCUACCAAAUGUACUCAGUCCUGUAUUCAGUAUAGCACAGAUAGUUAUUCAGUAGAUGUUCUAGGCUGCAAACCCUGAGUGUUAUUAACCAGCAGGUGCAUGUUCCUCCUGCGACAGUGUGCCUCUGUUUACUUUUCUACAAAGCACAUCAGAAAGGAUUUUGAGCAGAAAUGCUGCAGGCGUGUCUGCAAGCAACGGAUUGUGGGACGUUGUUGUGAUGGGAGAGAGUGAAGCAUGUCGCCCCCGUGUGGUCUUUCCCAGGAACUGCUGCUCUGCUCCAGUAGAUUCUAGAAGAGAGAAAUAACGCAAAUUAUUUUGCGAAAGACGUGGACUACUUUUCUCUCGGUUUGCUUUCAUUACAGAGACAUGUAUCUCCUGUUCUGCCUGUGAACUGAACCUGCACUGCUGAAUGAACCCUGCAGAAAAGGAUUAAAUGUAAUGAAAGGAUGACUACAUCCUGGCCGACAUUGGUUAUGAUAACUGCAAAAUAUUGCUUGUUUAUGGCUCAAAAGACGCAUAGGUAUGUGACAAAAAAAAUAGGACAGUAUUUAUUGUAGAGUAGAUAAAUGAUAGAACUUUAUUUUGACAUUUUGUCUUGAGAAAAAUGGGGAUUUUACGUGUACAAAGCAUACCUUGUAACAUAAGCAAAACCAUGAAGAAGCCUCCCGUGCAGAUGAGGACUUCACAGUACUGUAUGGCUGAUAUAUAAUAUAUAAAUAAGAUGUAAAUACAGUUAUUUUGUUGCUCUUCAGUAGGAUUACUGCUUCAGUGUUUCAGUCUCUCUUCAUACAGUCCUCCUCCAGCCUAACUUCACACAGUAUUCAUUUCUGGUGUGUGGACAUUAUUUAUAGUAUUUAUAAGGAUUAAAGGGUCUGUUUUUUUUGUUUUUGUUUCUUGCAUUGUCAGCCUAGGAAAUCUGUACUAACAGUGGCAUUAUUUAAAGAAGGCGCACCAUCUUUAUCUCAGCUUGUGUAUUGCCUUCAUGCUGUUUCUUUUUCAUCCGGAAAACAAGCCAUCACAGAGAGCAGAAAUGUUGACCAUGUUUCCGUUGAGUCACUUUUCCUCUAUGUACAUUUGUUGACUUGUAGCAUAAACACCCUUCAGAUUCUGAUCAAAGGAAAUGCUACCCCAUGCAGACUUUAACCAGAAAUAAUAAAUAUUGGAACAAAGCAUCAAAAAGCAGUGUUUGGCUCACAGCUUAAGAAAUCUGGCACUAUUUGUUGACAGUGACGGUGUGUUUUCAAAUGUGGGCUAUAUAUUAAAAUAGCAAUGGAUGACAUCUAUCACUCCUGGUGGUAAAUUGUGUUGUUUUGGUUUGUUGCAAGUCAACAAGCCUCCUCUCUGUUAGUCAGUGACCAUAUUUGUGUGGAGACUUCUUCACCCGAUAUAGUGCCUUGGCAUGACUCCCAUUUCAGAAAGAAAUAAAAUCAGCGAUGUCUUUCAUUGCAAGUUGUUAAACGGUGUUUGGAUUCUGUCCUGCAAACAAAGAGAUUUCAAAACGAUAUGUAUUCAGAUUCUUGUAUUACAAUUAUCAAGAUAAUUACACGACUACAUACUAAAUAAAUUAAGAAAUGUACCUUAAAAUUAGGUAUAACAAAACAGGAAUUAGCACCCCUGUCUUCUCAGUCUGACCCUACAGGUUUUUUUGUUUUUUUUAAGAGUGUACACCAUUAUCUUUGUUCCAUCCUGGCCUUCAUUUAAGAACAACACAUUUUAUGGGGACAGUUAUACACCCCAUAGGAGACAAAAUGAAUAUUGGAACCAAUAAAAUGAAUUGUAAGGCAUUAAUACAGUAGAAUUGUUAGGGUGUUCGCCUAAAUUGGUAACUGAGAAAAUAGUAAAGCAGCAACUAAGAUGAAUAAUUGAUGAAUCAGUGUCUACAACAUGCCAGAAAAUUGUAAAAAAAAAAUGUCCAUCCCAGUUUUUUCAGUCCAAGGUGAUUUUUUUGACAUAUUUUACAUGAGAAAUUUAGUUAAAUUAAUAAUCAAAAUGUUGUAAAAAUGAUUAGCACUUUUUUUUCUGUGCUAAUAAGUUGAACUGUUGCAGCUCUAGAAAAUAUUUACUUGUUUAAAAAUGUCACUAUGGAUGCCAAAAUGGAACAAAGCGAAGAAAUGAAAACAAUAUAUGGCUUUAUUUUCUACUUUAACACAAUAGCUUCUGUUUUUGUAGCAAGUCAAGUCAUUUAUUCCACUGUACUUUGGGGAUGGGAACGACUUAACAUUUUUUAAAUUGUUCUGUUGAACUGACGUGCAAACCAUCAGUGUUUCUCUCCUGAUCAGUGUUUUCUCUGUAAAUAGUCAAUAUGAAAGUGUGAUUAUAAAUAAAUGCAUUGCCAACGGAAA